Molecule: messenger RNA, 1869 nt
Organism: Bipolaris maydis ATCC 48331
Lineage: Eukaryota; Fungi; Ascomycota; Dothideomycetes; Pleosporales; Pleosporaceae
Product: glycoside hydrolase
Biological process (GO): fungal-type cell wall polysaccharide metabolic process
Cellular component (GO): fungal-type cell wall
Source: RefSeq, a predicted model, not a curated record
ACCCUCACUCCUUCGCUCGCACAAACUCGGUUGUUGCCUGCCAUUCCUUUUGAGCAAUCUUUUGCUCUGUACAUUCUCUUGUCCCCCCACUUGACAGUCACGUUCCUUGCUCGACGUCAACAAUCCCUUGUUUGCGCUCAGGUUAGCCGCAUCUGCUUAUAACUGCUCAAUCGAUACCCUCAAAGUAGCACGUGUGCAAACGCCUGAAAUAACAAACAAGCAACUUUUGUUUUCAACCACCAAAAAAAUACGACAACUACCGAACAUGUCUUCCUCGAUCAAGAUCACCGGCCUUUUGGCUCUGGCUGGCUCUGUAGCCGCCGUCCCUCACUUCCAGCACGAGAAGUUCCACCACCGCGCUGCCUACCCUGUUGGUGGCUGGGGUGCCUCCAACAACACUGCUCCCGCUGGUACUGGCACUGCCAUCUAUGGUGAGCCAACCACCACUAUGGCCACAACUUCGACCUCGACCCAGACCUCGUACACGACCGUCUACGUCAAGCCCUCCCCUUACUCUGGACUUCCACAGGCCAAUGUCGCCGGUGUCUCCACUACUCCCGGCUGCGGUGCUACUGUCACCGUGACUGCCAAGGAGAAGGUCACUGUCACUGUCACUCCCGGAGGUGGUGCUGCUGCUUCCCCCUCCAAGCCUGCUGAGUACGCUGCUCCAUCCAAGCCCGCCGAGUACCCAGCCGAAACUCCCGAGGCUUCCGCUUCAUCCCAGCCUGCCGAGUACCCAGCCGAAACUCCCGAGGCUUCCACUUCAUCCCAGCCUGCCGAGUCUCCAGCGGCUUCACAGCCCGCUGAGACCCCGGCACCAUCCAAGCCUGCUGAGACUCCUGUCUCCAGCGCUUCGGCCACUCCAUCUGCCAGCAGCCCAGCUGGUGGUGUCUUCCCCACUGGCACUCCCGGCCUUGGAAACAUGUACUCUGGCACCAAGCGUGGUCUUGCCUACAACGACGCUGCGCUCUGCUCUACGCUCGGUAGCAGCUACGGCUUCGGCUACAACUGGGGACAGACCGAGAGCAACGAUAUCGGCACUAUGUUCAUCCCCAUGAUGCACAAGCCCAGCGACUCAACCGCCGAGGCAUGGCUCGCAAACGUUGACAAGGCCGUCAAGAAGGGCUCCAAGGCCGUCAUGGGUUUCAACGAGUGCGACAUUGCUGCUCAGUGCAACCUCAGCCCCGAGGCCGCCUGCUCCUCAUGGAAGGAGUACAUGAACCCCGUCAAGGAUGCCUACCCCGACGUCACCAUCAUCGGUCCCUCGGUCAGCAACGGCCAGGCCCCUCUCGGACUCGACUGGCUCUCGCGCUUCCACACCGCUUGCCCCGACGCCAAGGUCGACGCUACCAACAUCCACUUCUACGACGUCUACGACGACCAGACCAUUGACCGCUUCACUGCUCACGUCAAGCAGGCCGCCCAGACCUACGGCCAGAAGGUCUGGAUCACCGAGUUCGGUCUCAACUCUGGAUCCGCCACCGAGGAGCAAGCCGCUAGCUUCCUCAAGGACUGCAUGGCCUUCCUCGAUACCUCAGACGAUGUCCAGGGCUACUCAUGGUUCAUGGUUGGCACCGGCGAGAACCAGCUCAACCUUGGCGAUGGUCUUUCUCCCAUCGGAAAGGUCUACGCUGGUUCUUCUUAAGAGAUUAGGUUUUCUCUCUCUUUUCUUUGUAGAUUAGCCUUUUCUCUUCUUUUUUUUCCUUUUUCUUCUCCUUAUACUUUUUAUUUUCCAACAGAUGUGGGGUGGCUAAGGCGGGGGUGUGUGUGGUGUUCCUGGUGAUGGAUGAGAAUGUAACUCACAAAAAAGGCGUUUGUACAUAUAUCAUGGCGUCGCCUUAUAAACAUGCAUCAUCUUGAUUUUUUCAU